AUGUCAACUGAUGAAAUUUAAUAAAAUUUAGAUAUCGAAGAAGAUGAAUUAAAAAGACUAAGCCGUGAUGUCGAUUAGAAAGUCAUAAUUAGAUUUAGAUUUCAUUCAGAUAAUUACUAUGAAAAAUAAAAUGAUUCUAUAAUUAUUUGUAAGGAAAAAUCUACUAAUUUAGAAUUUGCUAUCAGCUUUACUGAUGCUGAGUCUACAAAUGAAUUUUGGGAAUAUAUAAAGAAAAAUAAUGGAACUAAUUUAGCAGAAUUACCUUGUUCAAUGAAUGCUGAUUAAUUUGAUGAUUUGUAAAUGCCUCAUCUCAGCAAGUUAGAUGAAACGCUAGAAGCAAUCGAUUUAGACUUGAGUCACUUUUGUUAAGGAAUAGUUUACAAACCUGAAUUUCUUGAAAAAUUAUUUGAAACUUUUGACGAACUUGAAGUGUAAAAGCAAACAGAAAAGUUAGAGCAAAUACACCUUAUUGUUAAAAAACUUAUAUUAUCGAAUGAACAGAAGUUGAUUAUGAUGCUUAUGAAUGAUAAAUUUUUCUAUGCCUGUUUAGGAGCUUUUGAAUACAAGCGCGGUGCACCAAAAGAAAAUUAUAGAGAACUCUAAAAGAAUGAAGCUAGAUUCAAGCAAAUCAUAGAAAUUAAAAAUAAUGAAAUUUUAGAAAAAAUUCAUAUGAAUUACAGACUUUAGUACAUUAAAGAUAGCGUGAUUGCAUCAUACAUUGAAGAAUCAACUAGCAACACCUUUAAUAUUAUUAUAACACGCAAUAACAUGGAAAUUCUUGAAUAUAUUAAAGAAAGACAUUUUAUUUCUGAACUAAGUGAAAAAUUUUUUGAUAAUUUAGGAGAUUCAAUCAAAUUCAUAGGUGAACUUUUGACUAUCAUUAAUAAUCCUAAUUUUUAAUUAACCUUCAAGCCUUAAUUAGUUGAAAUCAUGAAUAACUACAACUUUUACAAAGUUUUCUUCUAAGCCCUUAAAAUAAUUUAGGAAACAGAAAUAGAUAAAGAUUUAAAGACAAAGCAAAGUUUGAAGCUUAUGGAAGCAAUUACUAUUUUAGCAAAUGAAAACAAAAAAGAACUUAUUUCUUUUCUGUUUACUGGAGAAAAAACUUUAAGCUAUAGUCAUGCAAAUUAGUAAACUAGUAGAUACAGCUAGAAUAAUAUUCAAACCACCAGAGAAGGCACAACUAUUGAGUAGAGAAAGUAAUAUUUAGCACUUUUAAGCUCGAUAUUGAUAAAUGAAGAUGCAGGUUUGCAAAUUUAAGUAGUUGAAGUAUUCAAAGUUAUUUUUGAAUCCAUGAAAAACAAUGAGUUGGAUGAUAAAAUUGUAAAUCUACUUAUCAAUGAUUUCUUUUCUUAUUGCUUCGAAAAAUAUUCUAAAGGAGAAAUAAACAAUUAAUUCAUAAACUUUGUAAUCCAAUUUUUAGAUCUCUUUUAACUUGCAUAUAAGCUAUCACCAACAAAGUUUCGUGCAUAUGUAUAAAAAAAUUAAUUGAUCAUAAAGCUCUUUUCUAGAUCGGAUUGUAAUGAUAAAGCUAUCCACUUAGCAUUGGUUAAGUUAGUUAGGUCAUUAAUCGUAAGCGAUUAUAUUAUAAUCUCUCAUUUAAUUAGCAACAAAAUUAUUGAUAAGAUUUGGGAAAUCUAUAAAAAGCAUGAAAGAAGAUCAAAUUUAGUUAACUCUACCUUCUAAGAUAUGAUGCAUUAUCUACUUGUCUAAAACUACUACUAAACACCUAAAUUGUUUAAAUAUAUAAUGAAUAGCUUUGGAGAAGAGCUCAAAGCUAGAUAAACAAAAAUAUUGUGCUUCAAAAAGAUUGUAGAAACAUAUGGAUAGCAAAAAGAUUGGAUUAACUAGGAUAGAAAUGAGCAUUUGGACUUCUAGAAUUCAGACUAUUUGUAAUAACCUCAUCCAAUUAUGGAAUAAAUUGAAGAAGAAAAGUAUUUCGACUCUGAUGAUGUUCCUUCUUCUAUAAUUGCUGCUCCUUAAUUAGAUUAAAAGUAGUAACAAGAAAGAGAUAAAGAAAACAUGAUUAAAAGAUAAUCUAUGAAAGAAAGGAUUCUGAAGCAAUUCAAAAAUGAUGAUGACGAUGAUGAUGAUAAUUUUAAACUAAUCCAAGAUUAAAAAUUAUCUUAAAGCAAUAAUAAUAGUUAAAAUGGUUAAGAAGAUUCUCUUUCUUCCAGUUCUUCUUUAGUUGUAAACAUGAAUACUUUAAACGUAAAUGGAGAAUCUUUACUUUCAUCAUAAAAUGAAACAACUACUGUAGAAAAAUCAAAUAAACUCGAAAUAUGCAUUGAUUUAGCCUAAGAUUUGGAUGGAGAUUAAAGCGAAGAUCAACACUCAUAAAAUAAUAUGUAAAUAGAAAUAGAAGAAAAGUCCUUAGGUAUAGAAAAUAUUGGAAAGAAGAAAGAUGAAGAAUUAAAGGAUGAUAAGUGUAAUGGAUCAAUUUUAAGUGAUAGCAGCUAUUCAAAGUUAAAUUCUAAAAGAUCAUUAAGGUAACGUGAUGACAUGGAAUAAGAGUCAUCAAUCUUAGAUGAUCAUUAAAAUGGGGAAAAUAAGAUAAGUAAACCCGAAUUUUCAAACAAAAAUGAAAAAUUAUCUUAAAUAGAAAAUAAAUAAGAGUUAAAUCAUUUAGGUCAUAACCAAUCUAAUUCAGGCUCAAAUUACAAUAAUAUCUUCUCAAAUAAUUAUGAUGACGAUGAAGAAAAGAAUAUGGUUAAAGCACCAGGAGAAGAAGUCAUAUAGAAAAAAAUAAAAGUUGAUUGA
Tetrahymena thermophila SB210 is the source of this 2760-nucleotide messenger RNA. RefSeq names its product component of IIS longevity pathway SMK-1 protein. The record is from RefSeq and is a predicted model, not a curated record. Gene Ontology annotation, biological process: protein dephosphorylation. Gene Ontology annotation, molecular function: protein phosphatase activator activity. NCBI's taxonomy places the organism in Eukaryota, Ciliophora, Oligohymenophorea, Hymenostomatida, Tetrahymenidae. Gene Ontology annotation, cellular component: nucleoplasm; protein phosphatase 4 complex. The transcript has 10 exons.